GUUGAUAGACAAUACUGAUAUCUAGUUCUUUAUUACAUAAUGAAGCCAUUUCGUUGUUUCAUUUGUGGUUAUAAGACUUUUGAUGACGACAAGAGUCAGUUACCGAUGUUUGUAGUUACCAAAUCUAGAAUGCCAUUAUGGGAAAAAGUUCUUACUCGAAAAGGGUUGAAAGUGGGAAUGAAGCUGUGUGGUGAUCAUUUUGACGAUGCUGACAUUCUUGGAGGAAAAGUUCUUUCUGGCAAAUGUUAUGCUUAUCGAAGGCUCAGAUUGAGAACUGGUGCUUUGCCGAAACAUUAUAUAGAUGGAUCCACAGGUCAAGUGACUAAGGUCUUAAAUUCUGAUGGCCCACCAUCUGUAAAUCUUUGUUUGGAUCCAUUGAAUGAUGACACUAGGAUUGUACGUCAUAAUGAUAGAAAAAAGGAGAUACUUCAAUCAGGAACCUCAAUAGAUGGAUCCGCGGGUAAAAAAGCUAAGGUACCCUCUUCUAAUGGCAAACGAACUGUGAAUUACAAAACUGUAAAUCAUCGUUUGUGUAACGAAUUCGAUCCAUUGACAAAUAAGAAGGCUGAGAUCGCAUCCUAUAGAAAUCAACAUAGUGGUGCUUUGGAAUCAUGCAGUAAGGAAGAAAUGUUGCGAGGAGAGAGUGAAGACAGUAAGAAUGUAUCCAUGAAGGAGAGAAGAAAGGGAAGUCACUCCAACAUUGAGACAGAUAUGUUGCCGAGGAAAACUAUAGACCCUAAGGCUUCCUCCAAUGGUGGUAUGGAAAAAGUAACUAUUCAGGCAAAUAAUGCAAAAGAUGGAGAAUUAGAUUUCAAUUAUGUGAAAGUCAAAAGACUUAAAAUGAAUCACAAUGCCUAUCAACAGAGAUACUCUCGGGCAAAGAAGAAAAGCAAGAAUGUCAAGGUAGUCCUUAAUAGUUACAGUGAGCCACUUUCGUUGGAAAUGUGUCAGCCACCAAUAGCCGAACAGUUACUCCAUUUUGAAUCGGAUCCCAUCGCUGCACUGAUGAACCUCGUAACAAAUACGGGGUUGGAUCGGUUUCGAGAUACUGAUCGUUUGAUGUAUUGAUGUGUUUGAUAAUUGGAGUGAAGCUGCCUUGGAUCCGAACCCACUUCCUGAUUACUUGAAUAAUCUAGCCCAAGAAAUAAUUAGUAACGUUACAGAAGAAGAUCUUGCCGUGAUUUCUGAAACGUUUCUAAGUAAUUGGGAUAUUGAAGCACAAAUGUUGGCAUGUGCUAGUUACGGAAUAAAAGAUUUUGAUAUGGGUUCAUCAAAAUUCCACACCGUUUCCCUUGAUCAA
Molecule: messenger RNA, 1300 nt
Organism: Daphnia pulicaria
Lineage: Eukaryota; Metazoa; Arthropoda; Branchiopoda; Diplostraca; Daphniidae
Exons: 8
Coding region: 40-1068 (342 amino acids)
Source: RefSeq, a predicted model, not a curated record